CAAAUACGAAUCCCCAUCUAUCUUUAGACCCAGACGAGUACUAUUUUCUCAACAUCCACGCUUAUAACCCUCUGUUUGCAGCCAUAAAGAUCAGCAAAACAGAUGAAGAUUCAGUGCGACGUGUGUAGCAAAGACGAGGCCACCGCCUUCUGCACAGCCGACGAGGCCGCUCUCUGCGAAGCCUGUGACCACCGCGUCCACCACGCCAACAAGCUUGCUUCUAAGCACCAACGCUUUACUCUCCUCCAUCCCUGCUCUUCUGAACAAGUCCCUCUUUGCGAUAUCUGUCAGGAGAAACGAGCUUUCUUGUUUUGUCAACAAGAUAGGGCGAUUCUAUGCAGAGAUUGUGAUGUUCCAAUUCACUCGGCAAACGAACAUACCCAGAAACAUAACAGGUUCCUUCUUACAGGAAUUAAGCUUUCCUCAACAUCUACUAUCUACACAUCAUCCAACGGAUGUGAUUCAAUCCCCGAAUUUAAGUCUCAAUCAUCGAUGAAGAACCCACUCUCGAGUUAUCCAUCUACAACACCACCAACAGUAGCAGCAGCUGCGGUUAACAAAAGCGGCGGAGAAAACAACUUGUUAGCAAGUGAAGGAGAUGGUUCAACAAGUAGCAUAUCUGAGUACUUGAUCGAAAUGCUUCCAGGGUGGCACGUUGAAGAUUUCCUUGAUUCCCCUGGACCUCCCUUUGGUUUCUAUAAGAGUCACGAAGAUGGGAUGCUGUCGUUUUUUGAUACGGAUAGCCAAGAAAGUUUAGGGCUUUGGGUUCCCCGGUCACCAUCUUCACUAUUUCUUCCCCAGUAUUCUUCACAAAGAAGAGGGUCAAUCGGGUUCAAAGAGAUAAAUGAAACCAUAUCUAUGAAGGCUAACAAGAGAUGGACAAAUGAUGCUUUCACAGUUCCACAGAUCAGCCCUCCAGCCGUUGGAUCCAAGAGAUCUAGGCCUCUUUGGUAGAAUCAGAAAAGGACCUCAAGUUCCUGUCUUGUCUUCUUUUUCCCUCGUAUUUUCUUGCUAAGUUGAUUGAAGUUUGAUGUUUCUUUCCCCCCUACUCUAAUAGGGUCGGUUUUGUUUGUUCCAUUUUCUUCCUUCAACGACUUCGUAAAUAUCAAUGGAAAAUUUCAAGUUUUACUAA
This is a messenger RNA of Hibiscus syriacus, 1132 nucleotides long. RefSeq names its product B-box zinc finger protein 21-like. Gene Ontology annotation, molecular function: zinc ion binding. NCBI's taxonomy places the organism in Eukaryota, Viridiplantae, Streptophyta, Magnoliopsida, Malvales, Malvaceae. The transcript has 4 exons. Gene Ontology annotation, biological process: photomorphogenesis; regulation of DNA-templated transcription. The coding region runs from base 103 to 954 and encodes 283 amino acids. The record is from RefSeq and is a predicted model, not a curated record. Gene Ontology annotation, cellular component: nucleus.